Molecule: messenger RNA, 2419 nt
Organism: Aegilops tauschii subsp. strangulata
Lineage: Eukaryota; Viridiplantae; Streptophyta; Magnoliopsida; Poales; Poaceae
Product: iron-phytosiderophore transporter YSL15
Biological process (GO): response to iron ion; seed development
Cellular component (GO): plasma membrane
Molecular function (GO): oligopeptide transmembrane transporter activity; iron-nicotianamine transmembrane transporter activity
Source: RefSeq, a predicted model, not a curated record
GAACAUCCGCUUACACCAUGAAUAAAACAGUACAUGAAAAAGUAAGAGGGUGGACUUUUCCCAAUGAUUCUCUCUAUAUAAACCGUGGCAUCGGCCAUGAUUAACAUCACAAUCUCACCCCAAAAGCACACGGUUGCAGCUCGCCUCGUGGGCGGAAACGGGGUACGACUUCCUGGAAGCUGCAGCCUCGAGUGAUUCUUCUUCCACAGUACAGUGAUCAGUCGAGCCGUACGACCUUGACCGUUGAGCAGCUGCGGAGGCAAGGAGCAGAGUCGCCAUGGACGUCAUCGCGCCGGACCGCACCAAGAUCGCGCCGGAGAUCGAGAAGGACGAGGCCCUGGAGGGCGACAGGGAGUCGGACCCCGCGCUGGCGUCGACGCGCGAGUGGCAGUUCGAGGCCAUGCCGCGGUGGCAGGACGAGCUGACGGUGCGGGGCAUGGUGGCGGCGCUGCUCAUCGGGUUCAUCUACACCGUCAUCGUGAUGAAGAUCGCGCUCACCACCGGGCUGGUGCCCACGCUGAACGUCUCCGCCGCGCUGCUCUCCUUCCUGGCGCUCCGCGGGUGGACGCGCCUGCUGGACCGCUUCGGCAUCGUGUCCCGCCCAUUCACGCGGCAGGAGAACACCAUCGUCCAGACCUGCGGCGUGGCCUGCUACACCAUCGCGUUCGCCGGUGGGUUCGGGUCAACCUUGCUGGGCCUGAACAAGAAGACGUACGAGCUGGCCGGAGACUCGCCGGGCAACGUGCCGGGAAGCUGGAAGGAGCCAGGGAUAGGCUGGAUGACGGGAUUCCUCCUUGCUUGCAGCUUCGGGGGCCUCCUCACCUUGAUUCCCCUCAGACAGGUAUUGGUCGUUGACUACAAAUUAGUUUACCCAAGUGGGACUGCAACUGCUAUCCUUAUAAAUGGGUUUCAUACCGAUGUAGGGGACAAGAAUUCAAGGAAGCAAAUCCGUGGAUUCCUGAAGUACUUUGGGGGUAGCUUUCUAUGGAGUUUCUUCCAAUGGUUCUACACCGGGGGAGAUGCAUGUGGAUUUGUUCAGUUCCCUACUUUCGGUUUGAAGGCCUGGAAGCAAACAUUCUACUUUGACUUUAGCAUGACAUACGUUGGUGCCGGGAUGAUUUGCCCACAUAUAGUAAAUAUCUCUACCCUCCUUGGUGCAAUUAUCUCAUGGGGAAUAAUGUGGCCACUCAUUAGUAAACACAAGGGGGAUUGGUACCCUGCAAAAGCACCAGAAAGCAGCAUGAAAAGUUUGUACGGUUACAAGGCCUUCAUAUGCAUAGCUCUCAUCAUGGGGGAUGGCAUGUACCACUUCAUAAAAAUUGUUGGCAUCACUGCUGUGAGCAUGUAUCGACAAUUUAGUCGCAAGCAGGUUGACAACAAAGCAAAAAAUGUGGACGAUACACUCUCACUUGAGGAAUUUCAACGCCAGGAGAUCUUUAAGAGAGGCCAUAUCCCCUCUUGGAUGGCAUACACCGGUUAUGCCUUGUUUAGCGUUCUUGCAGUGGUUACCAUACCAGUAAUGUUCAAACAAGUGAAGUGGUAUUAUGUUGUUAUAGCCUAUGUCGUUGCCCCCAUGCUUGGAUUCGCUAAUUCCUAUGGUACGGGGCUUACCGACAUCAACAUGGGCUAUAACUAUGGCAAGAUUGCUCUCUUUGUCUUUGCGGGAUGGGCCGGCAAGGAUAAUGGUGUCAUUGCAGGCCUUGUUGCUGGCACCCUAGUCAAGCAGCUGGUGCUUAUCUCAGCCGAUUUGAUGCAAGAUUUCAAGACGGGUUAUCUCACUCAAACAUCACCAAAAUCGAUGAUGAUUGCACAAGUUAUUGGAACAGCCAUGGGUUGCAUUAUCUCCCCCCUCACGUUCAUGCUCUUCUACAAGGCAUUUGAUAUUGGUAACCCAGAUGGUACUUGGAAGGCACCUUAUGCACUCAUAUACCGCAAUAUGGCAAUACUUGGUGUGGAGGGCUUCUCAGUGUUACCGAAGUAUUGCAUUGCAAUAUCUGGCGGAUUUUUCGCAUUUGCGGCAAUUUUCAGUAUAGCAAGAGAUGUCAUGCCACACAAGUAUGCGAAGUAUGUGCCCCUACCAAUGGCAAUGGCAGUUCCAUUCCUUGUAGGUGGGAGCUUUGCUAUUGAUAUGUGCCUCGGGAGUUUGAUAGUUUUUGCAUGGACCAAGAUAAACAAGAAGGAGGCUGGCUUCAUGGUGCCCGCAGUUGCAUCCGCUUUGAUAUGUGGGGAUGGCAUAUGGACGUUUCCUGCUUCAAUACUUGCUCUUGCCAAGAUUAAACCACCAAUUUGCAUGAAGUUUCUACCUGCUGCCUAAACAACCAAAAAGUGUGCUAGGUGACCAAAGAUGCAUUGAAUUUCCAUAGUUGUGCCUCCCUGAACUAUAUUUGUAAUGUGUUGUUUUAUUCAGGAUGCUUCGGUA